UAUAGCUCUUCAUAUGCGUCAUGACGGUGCGGUAAUAAUUAAUCAUGGUCAAAUGCAACGUGUUGUCCAGCCUGUUGGAAUUCAGGAGCAUAUUGCCGCUGCCCGGCCUGCUGAUGUAGUUCCUGGAAACAUGGUGCCUGUGGCUGUUAGAGCUGUGCCGGCCAGAGUAUUCGAAAACCUUGAAAUUGAGGAACCUGUUAAUAUGAACCGUGAUGACGGCGAAGCUGGCUACAUGAAUCCUGGAGUUGAGGAACCUGUUAACAUUAACCCUGGUGAGGGUGAGCCUGUUAACAUGAACCGUGAUGACGGCGAAGCUGGCGACAUGAACCCUGGAGACGAGGAACCUGUUAACAUUAACCCUGAAAACGCGGAAGCUGAUGACAUGAACUUUGGAGGUGAGGAAGCUGACGACAUGAAUCCUGGAGACGAACCUGUUGCUCGCCAGCCCGUGGCUUUAAACCAUUCAAGAGCUCGGCGAUUAAUCAACAAAAUCAAUCGCGAUAGCUCGAGUUCAACUGCGCACGGAUUGAUUUGCACAAUUCGUUUUAAUGAAGCACUAAGCUACAUCAUCAAAUCGUGCCAUCAUGCAUCCAUUGGAAAGCAGUGUGCUCUACAGCUAUUAAAGAAUUUCGUCGAAAAAAGAGAAGCUUUUCUUUUAUGCCCAUAUUGUCGUGCUCGCGUCACUAGUAUCGAUAUUUUAUAUUUUACCUUAUAA
Molecule: messenger RNA, 715 nt
Organism: Cotesia congregata
Lineage: Eukaryota; Metazoa; Arthropoda; Insecta; Hymenoptera; Braconidae
Source: the annotation of a GenBank genome assembly